Aspergillus nidulans FGSC A4 is the source of this 773-nucleotide messenger RNA. RefSeq names its product Hsp90 cochaperone SBA1 (gene wos2). The record is from RefSeq and is a predicted model, not a curated record. NCBI's taxonomy places the organism in Eukaryota, Fungi, Ascomycota, Eurotiomycetes, Eurotiales, Aspergillaceae. The coding region runs from base 141 to 773 and encodes 210 amino acids. The transcript is spliced from 4 exons. Gene Ontology annotation, molecular function: Hsp90 protein binding.
GCUCGACUUCAAGAGUGCUCUGCUCCUCACUGCAAACAUCCUUUCCAGAUUCCUGCUUCUAACAUUCAUCAUCAACUGCUUAACGACUAAUUUUUUACUUCUACCUUCAUCCCGAAUUAUCUUCUUCAUAUCUCAUAAUCAUGCCCGAACUCCCUCAACACACCCCCGAAGUCACAUGGGCCCAGCGCUCCUCUGGGACCGAUGCCGAGCGCAACUACCUCUACGUGAGCAUCAAAGCUGCUGAUGUGGCUAAGUCCGAUGCGAAACUCGACAUUACUCCCAGCAAUGUCACAUUUACGGGACCUUCCAAGAAGGGCGUAACAUACCACGUUUCGCUCGACCUUUAUGCGGAUAUUGAACCCGAGAACAGCAAGGUGAAUCACAGCGAUCGCGAGGUUGAACUUGUCCUGCGCAAGAAGGAGCUGAAGGAGGAGUACUGGCCUCGCCUUCUGAAGGAGUCUAAGAAGGUUCACUUCCUCAAGACCGAUUUCGACAAGUGGGUGGAUGAGGAUGAACAGGACGAGGCGCCAGAAGAUGACUAUGGUAAUAACUUUGGCGGGUUUGACCCUUCUGACCAGGGUGGUCUUGGAAACAUUGACUUCUCGAAACUCGGCGGUCUUUCCGGGAUGGGCGGCGCCCCCGGCGAUUUGGGCGCUGAGGGAGAGGACGAGGAUGACGAAGACAUGCCCGAGCUUGAGGAGUCUGACAAGAAGGCUGAGGAUAAGGCCGAGGACAAGGCCGAAGACAAGGCCAAGAUCCAGGAACUCUCGUAA